This is a messenger RNA of Drosophila teissieri, 3428 nucleotides long. It is a transcript of the gene RecQ5, whose product is annotated as ATP-dependent DNA helicase Q5. Gene Ontology annotation, cellular component: chromosome; cytoplasm. The coding region runs from base 92 to 3301 and encodes 1069 amino acids. Gene Ontology annotation, molecular function: 3'-5' DNA helicase activity; ATP binding; four-way junction helicase activity. The transcript is spliced from 5 exons. The record is from RefSeq and is a predicted model, not a curated record. Lineage: Eukaryota; Metazoa; Arthropoda; Insecta; Diptera; Drosophilidae. Gene Ontology annotation, biological process: double-strand break repair via homologous recombination.
UCUAAACCAGCUGUUUUGGCGGCAACGAGUUUUGACCAGAAGGAAAACAAUGUUUAUUUAAAUAAAACGCAAUUUACAGAACGGCCCAAGUAUGACGCAGGAAUGCGCUGUGCACGAGGCGCUGAAAAAGCAUUUCGGCCACUCGAAAUUUAAAUCGGAGCUACAGGAAAAAGCAGUGAAGUGCGCUGUCAAAAAAAAGCAGGAUGUGUACGUAUCGAUGCCAACGGGUUCGGGUAAAUCCCUGUGCUUCCAAUUGCCCGGAUUGAUGUCAGAGAAUCAAAUAACCAUUGUUUUUUCUCCACUUUUGGCUUUGAUCAAGGAUCAGAUAGAUCACUUGACCAAACUGAAAGUGCCGGCGGAUUCUUUGAACUCCAAGAUGAGCACCAAGGAAAGGGAUCGUGUUAUAAUGGACUUGAAGGCGGUGAGGACCAGCCUUAAGUUUCUCUAUAUAACGCCGGAACAGGCAGCCACCAAGUUUUUCCAAGAGCUGCUGCAAACCCUCCAUAAACACAAAAAGGUUGCCUACUUUGCGGUGGAUGAGGCCCAUUGUGUUAGCCAAUGGGGUCACGACUUUAGACCUGAUUAUCUAAAACUGGGUGAGCUGCGUUCCAAAUAUCCGGACGUCAUCUGGCUGGCUUUGACUGCCACAGCUUCUCGGGAAGUCAAGGAGGACAUAUAUAAGCAGUUGCGCCUCCACCAGCCCGUUGCUCAAUUUAGCACUCCUAGCUUCCGGAAAAACCUCUUCUACGACAUUGUUUACAAGAAUUCAAUCGAAGAUGACUUUCAGCACCUGGCCGAUUUUGCCAGACACUGUUUGGGCGAUCCGAAGGAGUUUAAGGAUACACCCAAGCCCCAAAGAGGCUGUGGAAUCGUAUAUUGCCGGACUCGAGACCAAGUGGAACGCAUGGCUAUAGGAGUAACUAAACAGGGAAUCGGAGCAGUGGCCUAUCAUGCUGGUCUGAAAACAGGGGAACGUACCGAAGUCCAAGAAGCGUGGAUGCGUGGUGAUCAGCCCAUUAUAUGCGCAACCAAUAGCUUUGGAAUGGGUGUGGACAAACCAAGUGUGCGCUUCGUUAUCCAUUGGGAUGUACCACAGAAUGUGGCUGCCUAUUAUCAAGAAUCUGGUCGCGCUGGACGCGAUGGCUUGCAGUCAUAUUGUAGACUAUACUACGGACGUGAAGAUGUCAAAAGUAUACGUUUCCUGCUCCAAAACGAUGCGCAUAGAGCUAGGGGUCGUGGUGACAAAGAGCUGCUUACUGAGAGAGCUGUCAAACAAUUUGAGAAGAUCACGGAAUUCUGCGAGCGUACAAGCUGCAGACAUAAACUUUUUUCGGAUUUCUUUGGAGAUCCAGCUCCAGAUUGUAAUGGGCAAUGCGACGUCUGCAAGCGUCCCAAGAAAGUGGAAAAGGCACUGGAGAUGUUCCAUCGAUUAUGUAUGGAUGAUACCUUUAAGUCGCACAUUUCGCUUCAGGAUUGCGCAGAUCUGUACGAGGGCGGACGACCUGGUAUAAAGCGUGCUGCCCAAGAGUAUGCGGCUGGUGAAUCGGGCUCAGAUGACGAUUCUGGUCAGAGCCACUCAUCAAUGGCCAAGAGAGCCAAAAAGGACUCGGAGGAUUUCAUCAAGCAACAGUUCAAACUUCGAAAACAAAUCAGCGCAGCUAGGCAGUUGGAACAGGAAACAGCUGCUCAAAUAUCUCGCGUCCGAAUGGCGGAGGCCACUGAGAAGAAAAUCGCUGGACUUCAAGCUACUCAUCGGGAAAAAUAUCUCACAGCUAUAAUCGAUGCACUCAAAGCCAAUGUGGACAAGUGCAAAGAGGACACAGAGCAGCAGCCAAAAAGUGUACUAAAAUACAAUGACUAUGAGGCAAUAGCAGUGGAUAUGGAAUAUGACGUGUUUCGCCAAAAUAAGGUGGCCAAUAUGUACCGACAUGCCUUGGUCAAAGAGAUAUCCACAAUCAAGCAACUUACAGGAAAAACUAAAUUAUUGCCUCUCUUGGUGGAUUAUACUCCGAAGCCCGAAACAAGCUCUAAAGGUGCUUGGACGGGUGGAAGCGUGGCUUACUUUGAGCGGAAACUCAAAGAACUGGAAGAACAAAGGCCUCAAAGUCUCAAGGAGGUGCCAAAAGCCUUAAAGGAAAGAAAGGGAUUUAAACAGGAAAAUAGCAAGCAGACAUCGAUUUCCUCCUUCUUUAAAAAAGAAAUAAAGGAGGAACCGAUGGACUCGUUAUUCGAAGAGGAACGUGUAAAUAUUAAAAAAGAACCUGCAGACAAUCAGAUGGAUGUAGAAAAGAACGCACCUAAAGCAAUUCCUUCCAAUCCUGUCAAGGAGGAAUCCGUGACCCCAGAAAGCUCUGAUCGCGAACUUGAACUCCAGCCCGACAGCAUAAUUGGAGAAAGGAAAUUUAAAUUGAUGUCAAAUGGCGAUGGAAGCUAUGACACCCAUCGCAGAAAAAGAGUUUCGCAUGAAACUCAACCCAAGGAGAAAGACUCAAAAAAGACAGCCUCCAGUAUGCAGCAUCUUUUUGGUUCCUUCAGAAGCGAGUCCGAAGAGGAGACCGACAAACCUUCGAAUGGUUUUAAAACUGCUCGACAAGUGCUCGAUGAAAAGCAAGUAAAACUAGAGAGCGUACCUGAAGAAUUAGCUCUUAAGGAUGAAAUGUUAGAGAGAAGCAAGCAAAAGGAAGGGGAAGACAAGUCAAAUAACAAACUUGAAGCACUAGGAUUUAUUUCAGCCCGGCAGUUGCUGGAAAAAAACAAACUUAAGGAUAGAAGUUUGGACAAAAAAGAAGUUAAGGAAAAAAGUUUGGACAAAAAAGAAGUUAGGGAAAGAAGUUUGGACAAAAAAGAAGUUAAGGAAAAUAAGUUAGAGAGUAGGGAAGCCACAAGAUCACUACAACACAACGAAUUACAACUUAAGAAAGAGGAAGACCGUAAAGACAAUGCAUCCAGCAGAAAAAAAUCAAAGGAAUCAUUAGCAGACGUGAACAAGGAAGGUGAGCAUAAGAAACAUCCUAAGGAAUCCGACUCCAGAAGCUUACAAAAGGAUACAAAACCAGAAACGAAGCAGCAGAAAACCGAUGUCAGCAAAAAUGUGGUGCAGUGGCUAAAUCCGUAUUAUAAGCGAAAAAUAGCCACCAAAGAACUUUUCAAAGCUUUGGCCAAAUUGCUCACUCAGCGGAUUUGUGAUGGAAGCUUGGGGGACGGCGAUGCUGGAAAGUGCUAUAUAAAGGAAACCUUUCAUGGCCUGCAGAUGAUAAACAACGAUCAGGACAUUGAGAAAUAUUUCAUAAAAUCCAAGUGACUAAAAAACUCAGCAUGAUUUCAUCACAACGCAUUGUUUCGCCUUGUUAACAGUUGUAGAAUCUUUUUUUUGUUAAUCAUUAUUUUUGUAUAUAAUAAGCUCAUAAAUUAUCAAUAAUACAUUAAAA